Messenger RNA from Talaromyces marneffei, 405 nucleotides. RefSeq lists its product as uncharacterized. The coding region runs from base 1 to 405 and encodes 134 amino acids. NCBI's taxonomy places the organism in Eukaryota, Fungi, Ascomycota, Eurotiomycetes, Eurotiales, Trichocomaceae. The record is from RefSeq and is a predicted model, not a curated record. The transcript has 4 exons.
AUGUGCCGGUUCCCAUUGUUAUCAGCCUUGUUCGAUUAUUUGGGAUGGCAAUCAUCCGAUGUCCCUUCUCAACCCCUCUCGCAGGAGCUACAGGGAAGAAACCUUGCUGGCGAAUACCCUAGGUAUCAAAAAAUCGAACUGAUGCCACCGCUUCGGAAGGCUGCUAUCAGAGACCGUAUCCACUUACAUCAUGACUUCACCCAAUCAUUUAACAAUCAGCUCAUGUAUCAAAGUCUUGGAUCAAUGCAGCAGCUGCCACAGCCCUCAGCCGUACGAGUGAAACAAGAAUUCACGUCCACGGAUGGACCGCGGAAUAAUAGGAUUCGAGUCGGACAUAUGACGUAUACUGGAAACCUAAAGGAUUCAUACUUUGCAAACGGAACAUUUCUCACGUUGUAUGUAUAG